This is a messenger RNA of Rotaria sp. Silwood1, 1364 nucleotides long. The record is from the annotation of a GenBank genome assembly. Lineage: Eukaryota; Metazoa; Rotifera; Eurotatoria; Philodinida; Philodinidae.
GCAAAUCUUGUGUUUGAAAAGGUCAAAAUAGCUUCUUAUAUGAAAAAAUUUCCAGAGCUUAUCUGUAAAACGACCAGCUGUAAGAUUCUUUUAUCAAUAUUAUUGUUCCAUUUAACCAUCAUUUUACUUAACUAUGACUGUUUUUAUAUGCAAUUCUAUAUAAAUAUGUACUUCGUCAGACUAGAGUCAAAUAGAUUGAUUCUCGAUGAGCAUUACUUGUCAUCAGUUGAUACUUUUAAAACUAUCUAUCAUCAUGAAAUAAAAGUAGUUGACGAACAAAAUACAGCAAUUAUGUGAGACAAAUAAAUUCUAAAUGAGAGGUAGCCUUGCAUAGUUAUUCUUCAGUGAUCUAGAAUGAUUCUUGUCUAACACAAUAAUACAGUUGUCAAUCCGAAAGUUCUCUUUUGCUAUUCUUGUUGAAAAUCGAUCAUAAGCAUAACUCGCUAUAUGAUUGUUAUAUAUUCCUGAGGAGAGUAUAGAAGAUACUGGGCUGUCGCUGUUUAUAUAAGAAUCUUAUAGAUAUGAACUUAAAUACAAGGGUGACAAAGAUCGGAUGUGAGAGCAGAAUAAAAAAUUAAUAGCUACUUGACCGAAGAAACCAUAAUAAGUACCUUUCAAUUAAAGAAAAUAUUCUAAAACAAAAUAAUCGUUGUUAACAAAGUUGAGAAUUUGACUAAAAAAGGUUUCUCGUCUUGUAACAAAAUUCGACUUCUAUGCGAAGAAAAAUUCUCUCUCUUAUUUUAAUAAUUUUUCUUGUCUCUAUUUUAGACUAUCCAUUACGUUCUCCAUCCAGCACCAACAUUCAUCCGAAUGCUCGAUGGCAACAAAAUGGUAUCACUGUGGCUGGAGGAAAUCGACAAGGCAAUGGAAUCAAUCAACUCUCAAACCCAUAUGGUUUGUAUGUUGAUGAUGAUCAAACAAUCUAUGUUGCUGAAUGGUCGAAUCAUCGUAUUGUGGAAUGGAAACGAGGUGCAACAAGUGGCCAAGUGGUUGCUGGUGGAAAUGGACAAGGAAGUGGAGAUCAUCAAUUGUAUAACCCAUAUGAUGUGAUUAUCGACAAAGAGAGAGAUAGUCUCAUCAUAUGCAAUUGUUUGAAUGGAAGAGUGAUUCGAUGGCCUCGUCGAAAUGGGACAAGUGGAGAAACAAUCAUCUCCAACAUCGAUUGUGUGGGUUUGACAAUGGACGAGAAUGGAUCUCUCUAUGUCACUGAUAAUGUAAAAAAUGAAGUGAGACGAUAUCGAAGAGGAGAAUCUCAAGGAACAGUGGUUGCAGGUGGCAAUGGAAGUGGAAAUCGUCUCGAUCAACUCUCUGACCCCUCAUACGUAUUCGUCGAUCGAGAUCAUUCAGUGUACGUAUCUGAAUGG